Molecule: messenger RNA, 3001 nt
Organism: Toxotes jaculatrix (banded archerfish)
Lineage: Eukaryota; Metazoa; Chordata; Actinopteri; Toxotidae
Gene: cep97
Product: centrosomal protein 97
Exons: 11
Coding region: 80-2383 (767 amino acids)
Molecular function (GO): protein binding
Source: RefSeq, a predicted model, not a curated record
UGCUUCUUGUCGCUCGCACUGCUGUCUGCGGCACAUUAGAGUUGUUAGCUAACGUUGGGUGUUUGUCUGGGACAGCAGGAUGGGUGUAUCAGAUUUACAGUUUGAUAUAAAUGCUGGACCUGUGGUGGAUCUUUCGGCCCAGGGUAUGCAAAAGCUGGACCCUAGUUUCACCUGCUCUGAAGACACUCACACUCUCAUUCUGGACCGUAACCACAUCAUGAAACUGGAUCAUCUGGAGAGGAGCCCAGGCCUUCAACAGCUGUCUGUAGCUAGUAACCGUCUGGUGAGAAUGAUGGGAGUUUCUCGGCUGACGGAGUUGAGAGUCCUCAAUCUUCCCAAUAACAGCAUUGGCUACAUCGAGGGGCUAAGAGAUCUGCCUCACCUCAAUUGGCUCAACCUGUCUGGAAACAAUAUUAAGGUCAUUGAGCAACUCAGCAACUGUGUUUCCCUUCAGCACCUGGAUCUGUCUGAUAAUAACAUUUCUACCAUUGGUGAUCUGACUAAACUGGUGGCAUUAAAGACACUUUUACUCCACGGAAACAGCAUCACAACACUUCGAACAGUUCCUGCACACCUACCUGCCCAUUUAUCCAUUCUCUCCCUGGCAGAAAAUGAGAUAAGAGAUCUGAAUGAAGUGUCAUACCUGGCACCCCUUCAUGAACUGGAGCAGCUGUCCAUAAUGAGCAACCCUUGUGUUAUGGCAACCCCCUCAUUGCCAGGAUUUGACUAUCGGCCUUAUAUCAUGAGCUGGUGCCUGAGUCUGAAGGUCCUAGACGGCUAUGUAGUGUCACAAAAAGAAGGUCUAAAAGCAGAGUGGCUGUACAGUCAGGGUAAAGGCCGUUCAUAUCGACCAGGUCAGCAUGUACAGCUGGUUCAGUACCUCACCACUGUUUGCCCUCUAACCGCAUCACCGGCCUUGGAGACGGCAGAAGAUGCUAAGCUGGAGAAGAUCCUCAGGAAGCAGAGGUUUCACCAAAGGCAGCUCUUAGAGGAGACCCAGGGAGGCUGUGCCAGUCCUCCACGUCCAAAUCAACUAGAUGUAGACAAGCACAGUCCUUCAGAUGCCUCGCAACAGGGGGGAUCCAGAGAGGUGACGAAAAACACUGCACCUGGACCAGCUGCUGCUCCAUCAGUCCCGGAAACAGAGCCAGUUGUGCAGUUCAACACCUGGGUGAGCUGCGAUUCUUCUCACCCAUCAUUGCCAGUGGUUCGCAGCCCAAGGCUCGCAGAGGAGCACAUCUGUUUGGAGGAUGUUCAGACAGAUGAAGAUAAACUCAAUGGCAGCAUGCUUUCCUCAGAGUCCACCUUUCUCCCCUUCACGUCUGAUCUGGAUCCACAAAUGACCCAGUCUGACAGCGAGGAUGAGACAGAGACGUUCGAACCUGAUUCCCUGGCCCCAAAACGGCCAGCACAGCCCAAAAAGCACAACACAAACAAGACAAAUCAUUCACCCCCAGUGGAUAAGCAAGAGAGGAAGACCCUUGAAGAAGAAGUUAAUUCGAGUGCAGCCACAACAGUCGUCCCACUGGGAGUCAGAGUUGGCAUAUCACAAAAUGAUCUGGAAACAUCCUCUGAUUUUGGUAAAGCAGAGAUGAAAGAAGCCUCCAAGCAGGAAGAAGCCAAUAUGUGCGCCAGCAAAUCAAGUUUGAUGGAAGCAGACAGGGCAGCAGUUAAAAUACAGUCCUGGUGGAGGGGACACUACACUCGCUGUUGUCACCGCAUGGCCAAAGAGGUGCGCAGCGAAAUCCGCCUGCGUAGGAUGCAAGAACAUAUCCUCUUCCUGUCUGAGAAGCUGAACAGUGUGCAGAAGCAGUAUGAAGAAGAGAGGUUACAAAGGCUGGUUCAGGAGGAGGCUGUGAAGUUUCUGUGGAAAGAGCUCCAGUCCAUGCAGCAGUGGAAGAAGUCUGUGGAGCAGCAGCUGGCGAACAUUACCCAGGCUGCCAACCUGGCUCAGAUUUCAUCUCCUGGACUAUGUAAGGCUGCCCAGCCUGUUGCCUCCAGCACAACAAACCCACCCAACACAGACGUCUCCUUCCCAGACUCAGGCUUCCAGUCAACGAGCGAUCAGCCGGGAGCACAGGAGGACAGCUUCCUGAGCAGUGGGACAGAAGACUCUUUGAAGACCGUGCGAGCACUGAGCCCUGUUCGUAGCGGCUUUGCUGGUGGUUGCGAUGGUGCAGACAGCGCAGACUGCAGCCUGCUGGAGCAAUACCUCUCCUCUGUGCAACAGAGGGAGGAGGAGGCUGAGGAGGUGAUCAGUGAUAGAACAGAAACACCACAGCCCUCCUCACCUAUCUCCCCUGGUAAAACAGCACAGUCCAACUCCCCACAGAAGGCGGCAGAAGUGCAGAGAACGGAGGGAGCCACUCUUAGCCCUGUCUGAGACUCUACACCUACAGACACCUGUACAGAACUCCUGAGUGUGUGUGUAAAGUGUAGGAUUGAGAUAUGUUUCCCUCUAUUGAACUUUGGUCAUGUCAUACAACUGCACUCACCGUGAUUACUGACCCAGAUCUCAAAUAACCAUGCACUCAAGUCUGAACCCAGGGCAGGCUUGGAAACAAUACUUUACUGUGAAUGUAACUCAAAAUUUUAUACACCACUACUUAUUACCACUAUUCUCUUAUUUAAUGGACAUUGUCAUCCUGUAAAGAUUGAUUGCUUGGUUGUGACCUAGCUUCAGAAGGUAUUAGCAACUUGAAAGCAAUUUUUGAUGACAUACAGUGAGUAGGCUGCUUCCCCUAGUGAUGAAGAGACCAGGCAUAUUCUCCUUGUUGAUAUCCAUCAAUGCCUAACUGAUAAACUGCAAUAAAUCAGAUUAGGAGUUGAUGUGUUAAACGUAGUGCACUUGUAUCCACAGAUGAACAAGCAUACCAUCUAUUGUGACAUAGUUGUUAAUGGUUGACCUGUUUCUAUCGACUUUAGAUCACACUGAUGAUCAACAUAAAAAAUGUUGUACUAUAUAUUUAUCUUAAGAAAGAUGUAAUAAAAUCUGCAAUUA